Messenger RNA from Pocillopora meandrina, 11588 nucleotides. NCBI's taxonomy places the organism in Eukaryota, Metazoa, Cnidaria, Anthozoa, Scleractinia, Pocilloporidae. The record is from the annotation of a GenBank genome assembly.
AUGUGCAGUGAUUUGUGUCUUUUAAAGCCAGGAGGAUACCAGUGCACAUGUCCGUCGGGAAUCGUUCUUAAGGAGGACGGAAAAAAUUGCGACUUUGGUGAGGUUACUUAUUCAACGUUUCAGCCAUUACGAAGGCGGGGAGGGAGGAUUUGUUAUCAUUGAUCAUGCAUAUCAAGAACUCAUCUUAAAUCCCGUGAAGAAGAAGAGAUCAGCUUUCCAAAAUUUCGAAAAAAAGUAAAAAUGAAAGGAACAAGGUGUAGGUUAUGGUCAGUGUGUACACUGUACUAUGGAUUUCCUACAAGUCGUUUCUGGGUUUCGUGAGUGAACUUUAUUCACAAAAUAAGGUAUGAAGCGAGGUUAAUCAUCAGAAACAUAUUUCUGGCUUUUAUUUAUUUACUUGCUGUUUUUGUUGUUGUUGUUUCUUUUUUGCCGUCAAGCUUUGUUCCAAAAGACAAGCGACGAACUUUUUUUGCUCUUCGCCGAAGCGAAUCAUGGUGAAAUUUACAAGGUUCCUUUAGCAGUGGCGAGCACACCUUGCUAUCUGCUUCAAAUCAACAUAAAUAUCUCCAGGCCCGUGGCUGUUGACUACGACCCAGUUGAGGGUAAAAUCUAUUGGACAGAUGUGACCCUGAAACUGUUGGCAAGAGCAUUUCCAAACGGAUCGUCAGUUGAGAUCAUAGCGCACACUGACGUGGUAACGCCAGAUGGCCUUGCAGUAGACUACAUUGGAAGGAUUCUCUACUGGACUGAUACUGGAACUAGCAAACUUGAGGUAGCACGACUAGACGGAUCAUUUCGGAAAAGUCUUAUCACAACAGGGAUUGAAAAUCCAAGAGCUAUAAUUCUAGAUAUACCUGAGAGGUAAUCAAAGCUUUUGUUGUUUUAAUUCAAUUUGCAGUAAACUUGUCUUGAUAUUUCCCAAAUGAAUGAUGCACAGCAGAAAAAUAGUUCUUAAGAACUGGAAAGUUUCCAGCUAUCAGAAAAGGGAGGGUUGUCACAUUUAAAAUUUUUGUUGAUCUUGAGAAAGCUUUUAGUCAUCCUAAUUUUGCUUUUCUAUACACGCCAAUUUUAGUAUAAUAGCUUCCAACUGGCGCAAUAUUCGUCCUUGGAAGUUGUUUGUAUCGAGAAACAGAAAGUCUUCCAGAGCGAAUCUUGAAGAAAACUGUUUUCUUCGAAGAACAGAUAAUAAUUAAGGAUAAUAUACCUUUAUUGCAGGAAUACUGAAGCUAUGAAGGUUAUCAUUGAAGAUAUUGCUGUUUUUUUUAUCUUAUUUGCCUAAAGACCCCAAAGUUUGGAAAUGGAUGAUAAUGAUAACUAAAUAAAGUUUUUUUAUCGAUACAUUGUUAAAUGGUGACAAAGCACUGUGUUUCAACACUGUGAAACAUUUAUUUUAGACAAAUGUACUGGAGUGAUUGGGGAUCAUCACCAAAGAUUGAGAAAGCUAACAUGGAUGGGUCUGCCAGGACAGUUAUUGUAAGCUCUGGACUUGUCUGGGUCAAUGCACUUGCUCUAGAUUCGCAGAAUAAGCUGCUGUAUUGGUGCGAUGCAAAACUCGAUAAGAUAGAAAGGGCAAACCUUCAAGGAAAUAACCGAGAACUACUUCUAGAUUUGUCUUCUUACAACCAUCAUCCCUUUGGACUUUCCCUUUCUGGUGACACUCUCUACUGGUCUGACUGGAACAGUCAGAGUAUUCAUAAGUACAAUUUGACAUCUUCUCAAAGUGACGUGUUGGUCUAUGGAAUGGGAAGGCCGAUGGAAGUGCAUGUUUAUGAUCAGACAAAAACAAUCACAGGUGGGUGCACAGUCUGGAGUGGCUAAUUCUAUUGCUGCAACCUUUACGAAGAUGACCUGGUUGGCUUGAUGACAGGUUUACUUUAGACCUAGUAAAGUAUUUUCAUAUCGUAAUAAAAUGAAUCUUGAUGUUGGCUCGGCGUUGUCAUGACCUUUUGCCAUGAAAAUGAUUCUCGUGUCAAUUUAAUUACUAAGGGUUAUUCAAACGGUAUUGAAAUAUUUGACUGAGUAUACAUAACAUUCAUAUACUUGAGCAGAUAAGGUUGGAGAUGGAAUGGAAUCCCCUUUUUUCUCCAAACCCGGCAUAACCGUCUGCUAGUUAAAGUGACAUUGACUACACAAAGCUUUGAUCACAGUUAAAACUUUAUGCAUUUUUCAAGGAUCAACAAGCUGCUCUCAACUAAAUGGAGGCUGUAGUCAUCUUUGUCUUCCAAAUCCGAGUGGACAUCAAUGUUUUUGUCCAGAGGGAGUUCAGCUGAAGCCUGGUAAUGCCUUCAUUUGUGAAGGAGGUAAGGAACUAGAGACAUCGAAUUUACAUUAAUUUUUUAUGGCAUGGUUGUUAUGUUUUGAAAUUGUUAGGGAAAGUUAAUCUUUGAGUACAUCCGUUCACUGCACUGAAGUGAGCAAGCACACUGAAUGGCAGUAUAGGUAAUUUUUCCGAUAUGAUAAUACAAUAUUGGAAUUGUCACAAAAUGUGAAAACAGGUAAUGAAAUGUCUGAUUCGUGCAUUGACUAUGCCUUCAUCGUUAAGUGAAGCACCUGCUGCGUUCUGGGAAUACUGCCGACUGUAGGAGGUGAUUUUUUUCGGUUUUUUCAGUUCCUACGCAAUUUUGGAGCUCUCUCGAUUAAUUGCGUAUUUUUAAUCUCGACGAAAUUCGAACCAGUUGCUAGUUUGAAAAAAAAUUAUUGUUCAAUUUCUUUUCGUAGAGAAGCGGUGUCAACAGCUGUAUGCCCCGCCACAUGGAAGUCUAGAGCCCUGCUCUAAUUUGCCAGGACAAACCUGUGAGUUUUCUUGCAACAAAGGGUACAUUUUGAUGGGAUCAAGAAAAAGAACAUGUAACAGUGAUGGAACUUGGACUGGAACUCCGACUCAGUGUAAAGGUGACUGACCUCAAUUACUACUAUUUUCUCUGUUAUUUAAUUGAAUCGGUUACCUCUGUUGUAACUGGAUAUAAUGUAUGUGUCUUUAAGCCAACUGUUCAUGACCCUAGCAUCUCUAGCUCCUGAAAUACGAAAUUUGUCUAGCAUGUUUCUUGCGCUACGAAAGUUUGAUUAAAAGGAAACCAAGCUAGAACUAGAAUUUCACAAUUAAAACUUGAUGACUAAGAGAGACCUAGGAUUCGACCAUGAAGACAUUUCCUGAAAUCUUUAGAUAAUACCUGGAUUUCGUAGAAGGUGGAGUUAUUGCGACAAGUUAACGUGAAAGACAACAAUAAAUUUUCUUGAUGUGUAAAAAGUUUUCAUUGGACUAUCUACUGGCUAUUCUUUGUAUUACAUCUCACCCCAACCAUUUUCCACAACUUGUCAUCUCAAAAUAAUAGGUAAGGUAAAUGGAAAAUUUGUGGCAUAUUUGCCAUGUUUAAAAUGCCAUGUCUAUAGUAAGCUAACAGGAUUGAGGAGGGUGCAUGUGGGAAUAGGCUCUCUCGUCUGAAUCAUUAAUUUACAAAUCGCUCCUGUUGCCAAUGUUUUGAUGAGAUUGGGCUGUCUGGGCAAAGGAGCUGAGGAUUUUAGUAGGCAGUGACUUUUUUAAAACCUGGAAACUAUCACCGUGAAAAGCAUACUUGUGCCUGGUAAUACUUCAUUCUUAUUCUAAUAAACUAGUCUUAAGAAGGAUAUUUUUAUUACAUAAAUUUAAUGCAUAGGCAGUGCAAAAAACUUUAAUAUGACUAUGCUUUUUAGGCCAAUACCAAUCCCUACACAAAAGAGAAUUAGGAAAAAUAAUGUGCCACAUAUCUGAAAGAUUUCAUGAAACUACUUUUAAUUACAGUCUUAAGUGUCCAGUCUUUAGUGAUUCAGUGAUCAAGAAAGAUUAAAGCUACAGCAACUAUUUCAUUUUAAUGAAAGCUGGUUCGCCCAAAUCAGUCAUCAAUCUCUUUGCCCUUUCGGAUUUAAUUAUUUGCUGAGCAAACAUAUCAUUGACCAUGCUUAAGGCCAAGAUGGCUGAUUAUUGCCUGAGUUCUUAAAAAAAAAACAACAACAACAACAAAAACAACAAAAAAUAGAGGCUAAUAUCCGGCCACCUUGACAGCACAUUCUUGGUCAAUAAAGGAUUUAUUAUAAAGCAAAGAUAUUUCGCGUUAUUAGGAAUCAAGAAGUGUACUUCAUGCUGCUCCACAAAAUGUUUAUCUUGCACGGGAUGAAAGGGGGCAAUCUCAAGCGGGCAAGAUGAACCCAUUCAGAUGAUUCAGAGUCCAAACAGAGCACAGGACUCGCUGGUUUUGCCCAUAGGGGCUGCCAGUGAUAAAAUAAUCUGUAAUCUAGUUUGGUGCAAUACACUGUCUCCAUUUUUACGGCUUAAAAUUUUUCUAUUUAUAGCGACAUUUUGCACUCCACCUUGUCUGUUGGUAUCAAAUACAACUGAUAUAGUAGCAGUGGACCAUGAAAAAGCAAAGGUAACCUCAAUGAUUCCAGGCCUUACAAGAGCUGUUGCUAUAGGCGUCCAUUUCAGCCUGGGCUUCAUAUUUUGGAGUGACGUGACGGAACGGAACAUCAAACGAUUUCGGAUUGAUGAGGCAAACACGACUACAAUCAUAACCAAUAUUGGUGUCUGCGAUGGACUAGCCGUUCAAUGGAGAACAUCUCAGUUGUAUUGGACUGAUACAACGUAUAAUAGGAUAUCGGUAUCAGACCUGGAUGGAAACAACCAACUUACUUUAAUUUCCUCGGCAUUGGAAGAACCCAGAGCCAUAGCCCUUGAUCCGGACAACGAGUAAGUGUCAUAUUUGUGCGAUUUAUAAGUACUUUAUAAUUAGCCGCUCGGGUAUAAUACAGUGUGCACUUAUCGAACUUCCAAUACAUUGAUCAGUGAGAUUCGGAGAGCACAAACGGUUUCGGAAGAGCUUCUUUGCAGCCUUCAUUAGAGUUUUACAGUGUUUCUUCCAAUUCAAAUCUCUUUAAAAGCAGUGGCGAUAAUUUUAUUAAAUCAAUAUAUAUAUAUAUAUAUUACUUUUUCCUUUUUUUCAAGCAGAAUAAUUAUCUUAAAUGUUUUAGUCGUGGACUUAAUUUAUCUCCCGCAAUGAGAGUGAUUUCAAAUAUCCCAGGAUGGUUUAAAUAGCAUUUAUUUCCUGAAAUUUUCUUUUCUUCUUAUGUUGAUAUCGUUGAGAAUCUAAACGAGAUAAGUGUAACGUGUAAUCGAUCUUUGCUAAUCGUCUGAGGCCUUCCUUUUGAACUGUAAAUGAAUAAGUCGUGAAUUCAUCGACUGAACGACUUCAAAAGCUGACCAACUUACUCACUGAUCGAUGUACCGAUUUGGCUGAACGACAGACUGACUGACCUACCCUCUAAAUGAUUAGCUAACAGGCUGGUAAGCCAACCCAUUGAAUAACCGCCCGGUAAGCUGGCUAACUGGCUAGUUAUAAGACUGGAUAAAUCAUUGAUUCAUUGUCUCACCUCAAAAAUCUGCUUAAAGUUUAACCUAUUGAUACCGUCACUUAAACAGUGCAAUGAUUUGGACUGACUGGGGAAGCGCUCCCAAAAUUGAAAAAGCUUCCCUAAGCGGACAGCAAAGAGUCGCCAUCGUAACAAAAGAAGUCUACUGGCCGAAUGGAAUUGACCUCGACAGAGGAGGAAAAAGAGUCUUUUGGGUAGAUGCCGGUUAUGACAGAGUGGAAUCGGUCGACUACAGUGGUAACAACAGGUCACUGCUUUUUCAGAUGCGUAGCCUACAUCCAUUCGGAGUGGCGUUGAUCCCUCCUUUCCUGUUCUUUACUGACUGGGUGACAGACAGGGAGCUGCACAUGCUGGACGCUACAACCGGAGAUCUACUCAAAAGUUUCAGUAUUAAUGGUGGGCGACCUAUGGGAAUUGUUGCAUACGACAGUGGGCGACAACCAGCAGGUAAUCUUAAGGGGGCUAUCAGCUAGUCGUGAAUUCGGUUCCCCUCAUCAAACACUGUCGGUAAUCACCAGUGAAAGUCAGGAGGAUACUGACGAAGUCCUGGACGUUAUUUUAGUGUUCAGUCUCAGUGCAUUUGAUAAAGAGGAUAUCAAAUGGAAGCUAACAACGUUUUCAUUGUGGUGUCUGCCAUGAGUGAGGGCACUAAAAAAUAUUUUCCGCUCAUGAAGAGCUGAUGUACAUAUCAACAAAAUUUUCCCACUUUCGACCCAAAAGAAAAAUUUGCAAACUCAAAGGUAAACUGUAAACGAAGCUAUAAUUAAACAGCCGUACUUUUAACACAUAGCAUUUCAGUGAUUAAAUGUCGUAACUCUUUUCUGUUCACACUUUUCAUGAUCAAUCGCCUAAAUUUGCAUUCCUGGUCAGAAUUUGGACUAAAGUGUAUGUGGAAGUGGAAGUUAAAAUAAUUAUUGGUGUCGUCAAAGUGUUCAGGUUUUGAAAUAAUGUAUGGUCAACAGUAUAAACUGCACGCUUUUACGUUAAAAAUUGUUUCUUUCUUAAGCUCCAGGUCCUUGCUCUGUAAGCAAUGGAGGAUGCAGUCAUUUCUGUGUUCCUAAGGCGUCUAACCAUGAAUGCGUGUGUCCUACGGGCCUAGCAGUAAAGCAAGAUGGAAAGACGUGUGAAGAAAGUACGAAAACUGUUUAUUGAUUGCCGGAGAUGAUGCAUAGAUACUAAGAAAGCUAUGUCAGCCCUUUCAAGAAAAAUGAAAUAAUACCUGUCUGCUUGUAAUUCUGCAAUUCUAAUAACGGUCAGAUUUAGAGAUGAGAAUACCGCAUGUGAAUAUUUAAACAGGUACAUUUUUCCUCCGCCCAACCACCGGCGAACAUGCAUGCCACCUUUAAAGCCAGCCUUAAGAUUAAAAAAAACAACGAGUAAUGCAUGGUCGCUAUGCGCAUUCUUUGUUCGAGAAAUCAAUAACACAUUGAGGGUUAUGAUGGCUGCAUUGAGAUGAAUCAAUCAUCCUCCCAAGAAAGAGUCUCUCAUUGACAACAAACGCUGUUUUGAUUACAAUUGCAGAAGUAAAGAGGUUCAUUCUUUUUGCUGACGCCGACGACAAAUCAACAAAUAUCAUUUCACUGGAUGUAAGCUACUUCGUCGCUCAAACACUAUUCAACCAUAUAGGAAAUCAGCGUCCUGUCGCUUUGGACUAUGAUCCUGUCGAAGAUCGCGUGUACUGGUCGGAUGUUGCUCAAGGUCUAAUCGUCGGCGCUUUUACCAAUGCAACCUCAUUGAAGAUCCUUUUUCGUUGUAAUAUCCUAAGCCCCGAGGGUUUAGUAAUUGAUCAUGUAGCACGGAACAUUUACUGGACCGAUACUGGAACUAAUAGAAUUGAAGUAGCGCGUCUUGACGGAUCAGGUAGGAAAGAAUUGAUCAAUACUGGACUUGAUGAACCAAGAGCCAUUAUACUGGAUGAAAGAAAUGGGCAAGUAACGAUUUUUUUUAAGACUGAAAUGUUUUUGUAUCCGCUGGUGAACGCGUUGUAGGGGAAACAGCAAAGAAGUAUCAUCAGUAGUAAACGUAGCCUUUCAGUUAUUCACGGCUUUGACACAAGCUAAGUACUACAAAUGAUCUUACCCAGUUGAAUGGACUUCAAAAACAGGAAGCAUCUGAGAGAUGUGUGAAAACGAUAAUAUGAAUAAAUGUCGACGUCUACUUAUGAUAUAUAAAAUGCAAUCGGCCAUUUGGCUGUGCUAAGGGGCAACCUCAGUAAAUUUUGUCCAAAAAAUUCUUAAUUAUGUUUGGAAUAAAUAAUUUCUUUUAGUAUGAUGUAUUGGACGGACUGGGGCGCCAAUCCGAAGGUAGAGAAAGCAGAAAUGGAUGGUUCGGGUAGAAGGUCCAUUGUUAUGGCAAAUCUAGCCUGGCCAAACGGACUUACCCUGGACCAAGCUACAAACCGUUUGUUCUGGGCGGACGCGAAACUAGACACUAUAGAGAUGUCUGAUCUGGAUGGAGGAAACCGACAGACUGUUUUACCAUCUACAGCUGGAAUUCAUCCUUAUGGAUUAACAAUUUAUCAGGACAUUAUUUAUUGGACAGAUUGGAAUAGCCAGAGUGUUACAAGUUAUAAUGCAACUAGUGGUCAGAUGAACGUGGUUAUUACUGAUCUACAGAAGCCGAUGGAUAUUCACGUGUUUGAUCCUUCCUUGAUAUUAUCAGGUAAAAGUACUGCCUCUUUCUUAUCUUCUCUGAGUUAGCAGAUAUUCACAUUGGCAAUCACUAACGGCCGGAUACGUAUACUAGAAAAAGUCUCACUCAAGUAAUCAUUAGACCGGUACGUUUUUUCUCAAGUGUGUAAUUUGAAGUAAUCGUGAUAUUUGUAGUUUUGCCGAUAAUCCUUCUUGAUACUGUUAAAAAAGAUAAAGUUUUUAGUGAAAGGUUUAAUGAUUCUUUAGCUGAUGGUGUGUCUUAUCAAACAUGGUAAUAAAUGAUUCGAGUUGCUAGAGAAGCUUGGAAAUGACUCUCACAAAUAAUCAGUGAUCUCAAUUUUGAUGAUGUCUUACUAUUUAUGAUUAUUGUUUACUUUCUGUUUUAAGGGUCACAUCCCUGCUCGCAAAACAAUGGCAUGUGCAGUGAUUUGUGUCUUUUAAAGCCAGGAGGAUACCAGUGCACAUGUCCGACGGGAAUCGUUCUUAAGGAGGACGGAAAAAAUUGCGACUUUGGUGAGGUUACUUAUUCAACGUUUCAACCAUUAUAUAGGCAGGGAGAGGGGAUUUGUUAUCAUUGAUCAUGCAUAUCAAGAACUCAUCUUAAAUCCCGUGAAGAAGAAGAGAUCAGCUUUCCAAAUUUCGAAAAAAAGUAAAAAUGAGAGCAACAAGGUGUAGUUUAUGGUCAGUAUGUACACCGUACUAUGGAUUUCCUACAAGUCCUUUUUUGGUUUCGUGAGUGAACUUUAUUCACAAAAUAAGGUAUGAAGCGAGGUUAAUCAUCAGAAACAUAUUUCUGGCUUUUAUUUAUUUAUUUGCUGUUUUUGUUGUUGUUGUUUCUUUUUUGCCUUCAAGCUUUGUUCCAAAAGACAAGCGACGAACUUUUUUUGCUCUUCGCCGAAGCGAAUCAUGGUGAAAUUUACAAGGUUCCUUUAGCAGUGGCGAACACACCUUGCUAUCUGCUUCAAAUCAACAUAAAUAUCUCCAGGCCCGUGGCUGUUGACUACGACCCAGUUGAGGGUAAAAUCUAUUGGACAGAUGUGACCCUGAAACUGUUGGCAAGAGCAUUUCCGAACGGAUCGUCAGUUGAGAUCAUAGCGCACACUGACGUGGUAACGCCAGAUGGCCUUGCAGUAGACUACAUUGGAAGGAUUCUCUACUGGACUGAUACUGGAACUAGCAAACUUGAGGUAGCACGACUAGACGGAUCAUUUCGGAAAAGCCUUAUCACAACAGGGAUUGAAAAUCCAAGAGCUAUAAUUCUAGAUAUACAUGAGAGGUAAUCAAAGCUUUUGUUCUUUUAAUUCAAUUUGCAGUAAACUUGUCUUGAUAUUUCCCAAAUGAAUGAUGCACAGCAGAAAAAUAGUUCUUAAGAACUGGAAAGUUUCCAGCUAUCAGAAAAGGGAGGGUUGUCACAUUUAAAAUUUUCGUUGAUCUUGAGAAAGCUUUUACGUCAUCAUAAUGUUGCUUUUCUAUACACGCCAAUUUUAGUAUAAUAGCUUCCAACUGGCGCAAUAUUCUUCCUUGGAAGUUGUUUGUAUCGAGAAACAGAAAGUCUUCCAGAGCGAAUCUUGAAGAAAGCUGUUUUCUUCGAAGAAUAGAUAAUAAUUAAGGAUAAUAUACUUUUAUUGCAAGGAAUACUGAAGCUAUGAAGGUUAUCAUAGAAGAUAUUGCUGGUUUUUUUUAAUCUUAUUUGCCUAAAGACCCCAAAGUUGGGGAAUGGAUGAUAAUGAUAACUAAGUAAAGUUUUUCAUUGAUAAAUCGCUAAGUGGUGAUAAAGCACAGUGAGAACAUUGUGAACACUGUGAAACAUUUAUUUUAGACAAAUGUACUGGAGUGAUUGGGGAUCAUCACCAAAGAUUGAGCAAGCUAACAUGGAUGGGUCUGCCAGGACAGUUAUUGUAAGCUCUGGACUUGUCUGGGUCAAUGCACUUGCUCUAGAUUCGCAGAAUAAGCUGCUGUAUUGGUGCGAUGCAAAACUCGAUAAGAUAGAAAGGGCAAACCUUCAAGGAAAUAACCGAGAACUACUUCUAGAUUUGUCUUCUUACAACCAUCAUCCCUUUGGACUUUCCCUGUCUGGUGACACUCUUUACUGGUCUGACUGGAACAGUCAGAGUAUUCAUAAGUACAAUUUGACAUCUUCUCAAAGUGACGUGUUGGUCUAUGGAAUGGGAAGGCCGAUGGAAGUGCAUGUUUAUGAUCAGGCAAAAACAAUCACAGGUGGGUGAAUAGUCUGGAGUGGCUAAUUCUAUUGCUGAAACCUUUACGAAGAUGACCUGGUUGGCUUGAUGACAGGUUUACUGUAGACCCUAGUAAAGUAUUUUCAUAUCGUAGUAAAAUGAAUUUCGAUGUUUGCUCGGCGUUGUCAUGACCUUUUGCCAUGAAAAUGAUUCUCGUGUCAAUUUAAUUACCAAGGGCUAUUCAAACGGUAUUGAAAUAUUUGACUGCGUAUACAUAACAUUCACAUACGUGAGCAGAUAGGGUUGGAGAUGGAAUGGAAUCCCCUUUUUUUCUCCGAACACGGCAUAACCGUCUGCUAGUUAAAGUGACAUUGACUACACAAAGCUUUGAUCACAGUUAAAACUUUACGCGUUUUUCUAGGAUCAACAAGCUGCUCUCAACUAAAUGGAGGCUGUAGUCAUCUUUGUCUUCCAAAUCCGAGUGGACAUCAAUGUUUUUGUCCAGAGGGAGUUCAGCUGAAGCCUGGUAAUGCCUCUAUUUGUGAAGGAGGUAAGGAACUAGAGGCAUCGACCGUACGUUAAUUUUCAUUUCAUGGUCUUACAUGUUUUGAAAUUGUUAGAGGAAGUUAAUCGUUGAUUACAUCCAUUCAGUGGAGUAAUUUUAGCAAGCACACUGAAUGGUGGUAGAGGUAGUUUUUUAGAUAUUAUCAUACAACAUUUGAAUCGAUACAAAAUGUAAAAAAUUGUAUUAAAUGUCUGAUUCAUGCACCGAUUAUGCCUUCAUCUUUUAAUGAAGCACCUGUCACGUUCUGGGAACACUGAAGACUGUAGGAGGUGUUCUUUUCUUCGGUUUUUUCAGUUCUUACGCAUCUUUUAAACUCUUCCGAUAUUUUGUGUAUUUUCAAUCUCGAAUAAGGCACGUUCAAGAACGAACCAGUUGCCAGUUUAGAAAAGAAGAAUAAUUAUUGUUUCACUUCUUUUCAUAGAGAGGCGUUGUCAACAGCUGUAUGCCCCGCCACAUGGAAGUCUAGAGCCCUGCUCUAAUUUGCCGGGACAAACCUGUGAGUUUUCCUGCAACAAAGGGUACAUUUUGACGGGGUCAACAACAAGAACAUGUAACAGUAAUGGAACUUGGACAGGAACUCCAGCUCAGUGUAACGGUAACUUACCUGAAUUACUAUUUUCUUCUUCCAUAAUGAUUUUAGGAGAGGGGUUAUGGGAAUGGGUGCUUUGUGGUGGGUGCAUCUUGAAAGGAACCAGACAUAUCUCUCCUUGUCACCAGCUGCAAUUUCUCUAUUUUAAGUGUAGUAUUCUUAUUACUGCGUUUCGUUUCUUAGUUAUCCUGUCUCUCAUUCUCUAA